This is a messenger RNA of Theobroma umbraticum, 2034 nucleotides long. RefSeq names its product integrin-linked protein kinase 1-like. Gene Ontology annotation, biological process: protein phosphorylation. Gene Ontology annotation, molecular function: ATP binding; protein serine/threonine kinase activity; protein binding. NCBI's taxonomy places the organism in Eukaryota, Viridiplantae, Streptophyta, Magnoliopsida, Malvales, Malvaceae. The record is from RefSeq and is a predicted model, not a curated record.
UCGGUUGAAACAGAGCGAAGAGUUAAAAAAAGGGCUUCGCUGUCAAAAAGCCAAAUUCUACCAUUUUUCCUCAUUUUUCUCCAUUCCCAUGCGCUUCGCUCGGAUCUCAAAUCCUUUCUCCUCCUUCGCCUUCACUUCAUCAUCAUCAUCAUCUCUUUCCUCUUCCUUCCGCGGUUCGAUAUCGAGAGCCUGAGCUUAACCUUCUCCUCCCUUCCCAUUUUGCUCUCGAUCUUUCGAAGCCAAAACCUUACAUUUCAUAGUUCCUUGAUGAUUAUGUAAUCCUGCGAUUCCAAUUUGUUUCACCUGAUUUGCCGGAUUUCCCUUUUGCUUGUACUACAAGGAACCACCAUGGAAAACUUAGCAGCGCAGCUAAAACGGGGAAUAUCCCGCCAAUUCUCAACUGGGUCGUUAAAACGGACUUUCAGCCGCCAAUUCACGCGGCAAUCGUCGCUGGACCCGCGGAAGAACAAUCUGCGGUUCGGCUUCGGUCGGCAGUCGUCGCUUGACCCCAUUAGGAGGAGUCCCGUCAGGGAUGAGCUGACGGUGCCGGAGAAUCUGGACUCGACCAUGCAGCUGCUGUUCAUGGCGUGUAGAGGGGAUGUGAAAGGGGUGGAGGAUUUGUUGAAUGAACGCAUUGAUGUUAAUAGCAUUGAUUUGGAUGGCCGUACUGCUUUGCAUAUUGCUGCUUGUGAAGGUCAUGUUGAGGUUGUUAAGCUUCUUCUUACCAGGAAGGCUAACAUUGAUGCCCGUGACCGUUGGGGUAGCACGGCAGCUGCUGAUGCAAAGUAUUAUGGAAAUGUAGAUGUGUAUAAUAUUUUAAAGGCUCGUGGAGCCAAAGUUCCUAAAACCAGGAAAACGCCAAUGACAGUUGCUAACCCUCGAGAGGUUCCAGAGUAUGAGCUUAAUCCAUUGGAGCUUCAAGUUCGGAAGUCCGAUGGUAUAACAAAGGGAUCAUAUCAAGUGGCAAAAUGGAAUGGCACAAAGGUUGCUGUAAAGAUACUAGAUAAGGACAGCUAUUCAGACCCUGAGACCAUAAAUGCUUUCAAGCAUGAGCUAACUUUACUAGAAAAAGUCCGACAUCCUAAUGUGGUUCAAUUUGUUGGAGCUGUUACACAAAAUAUUCCCAUGAUGAUUGUUUCAGAGUAUCAUCCAAAAGGUGACUUGGGAAGCUACCUUCAAAAGAAAGGGCGUCUAUCUCCAUCCAAAGUUUUAAGAUUUGCUCUUGACAUUGCCAGGGGAAUGAAUUACCUUCAUGAAUGUAAACCAGAUCCAAUCAUUCACUGCGAUUUAAAGCCAAAAAAUGUUUUGCUGGAUAAUGGAGGUCACUUGAAGGUAGCUGGAUUUGGUUUGUUAAGAUUGUCAAAAAUAUCACCAGACAAGGCAAAAUUAGCACAGCCAAAUGCUGAUGUUGAUCCAUCAAAUAUAUAUAUGGCACCUGAGAUUUAUAAAAAUGUGAUUUUUGAUCGAAGCGUUGAUGCAUAUUCUUUCGGUAUCAUGCUAUACGAGAUGAUUGAAGGAGUAGUGCCUUUUCAUCCCAAGCCUGCUGAAGAGGCUGUAAAAUUGAUGUGUUUAGAAGGAAAGAGACCACCAUUCAAGACCAAAUCAAGAAGUUAUCCUCCAGACUUAAGAGAGCUGAUUGAAAACUGCUGGGAUCAAGAACCUGUUGUCAGGCCGAUUUUUGCAGAGAUUAUUGUACGAUUAGACAAAAUAAUUGCCAACUGCUCAAAACAAGGGUGGUGGAAAGACACUUUCAAGCUUCCUUGGAAAUAAGGAAGGGGCUCAGUUCCUGCAAAAAAAGGGAAAUAAGAUGAAGAUUUUGAAGGAGAGGUUUCAAUCUCAAGUUUUUUGGAGCUUCAUCUUAAAUGUUGUAUGUUAUAAUAAUUGAGUUAACAGAGUGCAAAAAUCAUGUCGAAAUUAAAAAGUGAUGUUCCCUCAAGUCUUUCUUCUUUCAUGGAGCUGUAACAGUUUCCUUGUUAUGUACGGUGUGUGAAAGAGCUUACGUUACGGACCGAGCACACUAAUGGAAAAAAAAAA